This is a messenger RNA of Mus musculus (house mouse), 4296 nucleotides long. It is a transcript of the gene Lrrc3, whose product is annotated as leucine rich repeat containing 3. NCBI's taxonomy places the organism in Eukaryota, Metazoa, Chordata, Mammalia, Rodentia, Muridae. Gene Ontology annotation, cellular component: membrane. The record is from RefSeq and is marked validated. The transcript has 2 exons. The coding region runs from base 271 to 1044 and encodes 257 amino acids.
GCCCCUCCCGCCAUGGCUUGCCCGCCUCCCUUCUUUACUGGCCGCUCGGUGGGCACGGGGCGGGUCGCCGCGGCGCCGGGAGGACUCUGGUCAGGCUCCGGGAAGCUCGGAAGGCGCUGAGCAGCGGCGGCCGCUCAGAACUGAGAUCACUAGGCUCUUCAGCAGGCGAAGACACAAGAGUUUGUGUUGGAUGACUGCCUGCAACGUGAGGAAGGACAGUCGCUUGCACAUCCCAGUGGAGAAGAGCUACCUGGGUCAGGUGGAGGCAACAUGGGCCCCAGGGGCAGGCAGAGCCCCUCAGCCACACUGGCCCCCUCCCAGGGGUCUUGCUUCUUCAUCCUCUUCUGCUUACGGUUAGGUGCCUCCUGCCCACAGGCCUGCCAGUGCCCUGACCAUGCUGGGGCCGUGGCUGUCCAUUGCAGCUCAAGAGGGCUGCAGGAGAUCCCUAGGGACAUCCCAGCCGACACGGUGCUUCUGAAACUAGACGCCAACAGAAUCUCCCGAGUCCCCAAUGGAGCCUUCCAACACCUGCCUCAGCUGAGGGAGCUGGACCUGUCCCAUAAUGCCAUUGAGGCCAUUGGGCCAGCAGCCUUCUCAGGUCUGGCUGGGGGCCUGCGGCUGCUGGACUUAUCCCACAAUCGCAUCCGAAGAAUUCCAAAGGACGCCCUGGGCAAGUUGAGUGCCAAGAUCCGCCUGUCCCACAAUCCACUGCACUGUGAGUGUGCCCUGCAGGAGGCCCUGUGGGAACUAAAGCUGGACCCGGACUCCGUGGAUGAAAUUGCCUGCCACACCUCAGCGCAGGAGCAGUUUGUGGGCAAGCCGCUGAUCCAGGUCCUGGACUCAGGUGCCAGCUUCUGCAGUACCCACCGGAAGACCACCGAUGUCGCCAUGCUGGUCACCAUGUUCGGCUGGUUUACCAUGGUGAUUGCCUACGUAGUGUACUACGUACGCCACAACCAGGAGGAUGCCAGACGACACCUGGAGUACCUGAAGUCCCUGCCUAGUGCUCCAGUCUCCAAGGAGCCUCUUAGCCCUGUGCCCUAGCACCCACCUCCGGUGGGCCACUGAGCCUGGCUACCCUGUCUUUCUGCAGCAGGUGGAGGUGAUGGUGCUCUUGUGUCCCCAGGGAGGUGCAUUGCAGCUGUUCAGCCCAAAAAAGCACUUUCAUAGUUGGUAUUUGGUCCCUGCAGCCACUGCCUAACACUGUAGCGGGGGGAGGGGGGUUUGCCCAUCUUAAUGGGUAGGUAAAUGGAGGUCGAGAGAAACGGAACUCCUUGCCAAGGCUGGCUUCAGCUGCCACUUAAACCCAGGCUGUUUGUGGUAUAGGUCUGUGAGCCGUCUGAUCUGCCAACCUCCCUUUCCCACACCAUGCUGUGGGAAGUAAAUACUUGUGCACGCAAGGAUGGGGGCCCUGGCAGGGAGGAUGGCGCCAGCAGUUUUGCCACCGGGGAAUGGCUCAUUUCUGUUUACCCCUGCUCUCCCAGUACAUCUGAACACAGAGAUGUUUGCCCUUUCCCAGAGCAAAGUACCGGCAAUCUAGACCUUUCCAGAGAGGUCAGUGCAAAGUCCAGCCUGCACUGGUCUGCUCUGACCUUUGUCCUGGGAGUUCUUUAGUUGCCCUUGUGCCAAAAUGUCAGUCCAUCGAGAGGGAGAAAAUGGAGAAACGUGAGAAAGGUCCAGCAUGGGCUCACCAUGGCCGUGUCAGCUGCUAGACCACUUAUGGGCUGCCUCAGCUUCUGCCACUUCUAUCCAUUCCUGGGCAGUGGAAACCUGUCAACCUCGGUGGCUCUUGUGCCUUGCUUUCUACUGCCAAUAUCUAAAGCAGCUGUUUUUUCAGAAAGAGGAGGGACUGAAGUUUGAGGUUGCCAUGCCAGUCAACAGGAACUGCUUUUCUCUAGCAACAAGAACCUUCUCUUCACCUCGCUGAAAUCCCAGAGCUCACUGAUCAACUUUCUUACCUGUAAUUACUUCAUCUUCAGGGGUAGAUGUUCUAGCCACCUAACUAGACUUGACUUCCAGUUUUGUUAUUUACUGUCCUUUUGUAUAAGUGUUUAUACCCUAAGCUAUGUCGUCAUCGAGUAUCUGGGAGAAGUAAAUGAGCAUAGUGUGUGUGUCUGUGUGUGUGUGUGUGUGUGUGUGUGUGUGUGUGUGUGCUGAGUAUAGGGUCUAGAUGCCGCUCUGAGCAGAAAUUGAAUGUGGCUUCUGUGUGUGCUGGGAAUUUUCUUGUGAUCUGCAGGGGCAAGGUGAGACUAUGUUGGGGGCCUGGCCUGACUUGGUCCUUACCGUCAGUGUGACCCACAGUUCUGUCACCAUGUGACACACUUGCCUGAGGCUACAUGGCUGUCAGCUGCAAAAGUAUAUGGAAGAGAAAAACACUCAUGAAUUCCAGACUUUCCCCACUGCUGAAUGCCCACACCUACAUGGUGACCGUGGGGCCACCAUGCCUGGCAUCUGCAGGGUGAACAGAGCCCUGGAUGAGCUCCCAAGCUGUCCACUAUUCUUCCACAGCCCUGGGCCAAGCUACACUGUCUUCAGGGUCAGACCCUGGCGGAGCUAGUAGGACCAUUCCCAUUCCCAUGAGAAUUGGAACCUCGAAGCAGCCUCCUUAGGGACACCAGUCAACGUUGUGAUGCUGCCUGGCCCCCAUUGGCACAGACAUGCUCAAUACCCAGUACCCAGUUAAGUGUUCAGAGGAGGCAGGUGCUGAGGGCUGUAUGAUUUGGACCCUGGAGGGUGCUGUGCCAAGGAAAAGAGGUUAAAAAGCCAGAGCUGAGCCAGGCAGUGGUGGCGCACGCCUUUAAUCCCAGCACUUGAGAGGCAGAGGCAGGCAGAUUUCUGAGUUCAAGGCCAGCCUGGUCUACAGAGUGAGUUCCAGAACAGCCAGGGCUACACAGAGAAACCCUGUCUCGAAAAAACCAAACCAAACCAAACAAACAAACAAAAAAAAGCCAGAGCUGAGGGCUUGGAUUAAGGACCAGGUACCACCCUGGUGCUGUGGCAGUGCUGAAGUAGCUAUCUAUGUAUGUCCCAUGGACAGGGACACCUCUAGCCUGACACAUACUCUGGGAGGUGCCAGUGCAGAGGGUAUGGCUUGCAUUCCUAUUACCAUGUGGUGGGGACGGUAGCUGCUUCCAGGCAGGGGCACAAGUUGGGAGGUAGCUGGCCCCUGCGGCCUUUCUACCAUCCUACUCAGUAGAGGGACCCUGUUUCUGGAGCUUGCCACUAUCCAGCAUGUCUGUCCCAUCGACAAAACCAGGUCAAAAAAGAACAUGGGUGGAGGCCUGGUGGUGAAGUCUGUAGCUGCUCUUGUCCCAGAAACACCCUAUUGGGUCUUUUAGAUACACCGGUGUAGGUAGGGCUCCGUCCCAGGCUGCUCAACCCACUGCCAGGCUUGCUGCUCUUAACCUAGGGCUUAGCCCUACCUGGUUGCACAUCUAUACAGCUCCUGCUCAGCCCUUGCUGGAAAGAGGAGAUGGGAGACUCAGGAGAGUAUGGACCCUGGAGAGAGCAUGCCCUGUCCUCCUAUAAGGAGGACCUCAGAGACCUCAGCACUCUCCUGCUCAUCCAAGCUUCCAACCCUGCUGCCUCAGAGUCUUAUCUCCCUGUCGUCCCAUUCCAUGUCAUUCAUUCAUGUAUAUAGAUACCCUUCCCUUCCUUCCCAUGACCAACUCACAGGCUAAGUGUAUGAGGCUGGAGCCUCUGCUGGAGACUUGCAGAUGUGGAUGGUUGCAUUGAAACUGUCUUUCUCCCUGGAUCCCACCUGCUUCCACCAGCUUCACCUUCCUUCUCUCCUUGAAUGAGAUAUUCUCCUCCCCCAACUCUGCACAGACCCUCUAGAUCUCCAGGACUCUGGGUCAGUCCUCCCCUACUCUGCGCAUCUCCACCCCCACCCCACCCCGACUUGAGUGUUCCUCAGGCACAGUGGGCGGGGUUUUUUUUUGUUGUUUUUAUUUUUGCCACAUGGCUCAGUGUCCUGCCCCAUCCUCACCCCCAUCAGUAUAAACCUAUCAUCCCAGGUCCCACCCACUGGCUCCUUUGGGCACUUUCCCUCCCACUAGUUACAUGUGAUUGCCUAAGACACGGUUUAAAUUGAAAUCCUUGGGUGGGGUUAGAGGUUGAGGGGUGGUAAGUCACAGACUGAGAUGGAAUGUUCUGAGCCUGUGGCAGCUCUCAGGACUAGGACUAGGCUCCUAGGAUGGCUUCUAUGUUGCCUUUCUUGGAAGCUCAGCCCCGAACCUGAUUCUGUCCUCUCCCAGCCUCUCUGUGAGCCCUCAAUAAAACUUUUUGUGCAGGAAA